AUGGCGACGGAGGCGCAGGCGCAGUGGGUGCUGACGGCCACGGGGCGGUCGCCGACCAAUAUCGCGGUGAUCAAGUACUGGGGGAAGCGGGACGAGGCGCUCAUCCUCCCCGUCAACGACAGCAUCAGCGUCACCCUCGACCCCGACCACCUCUCCGCCACCACCACCGUCGCCGCCAGCCCCGCCUUCCCCUCCGACCGCAUGUGGCUCAACGGCAAGGAGAUUGCGUUGUCGGGCGGGAGGUUUCAGAGCUGCCUGAGGGAGAUCCGGAAGCGGGCUCGUGACGUCGAGGACGAGAAAAAGGGGAUCAAGAUCAAGAAAGAGGACUGGGAGAAGUUGCACGUCCACAUAGCGUCGUACAACAACUUCCCGACCGCCGCCGGUUUAGCCUCUUCAGCUGCUGGCUUUGCUUGUCUUGUUUUCACCCUUGGAAAGCUAAUGAAUGUGAAUGAAGAUUAUGGAGAACUUUCUUCAAUAGCAAGGCAGGGGUCUGGAAGUGCAUGCCGCAGUAUAUAUGGUGGAUUUGUGAAAUGGUGUAUGGGGAAAAAUGAUGAUGGAAGUGACAGUAUGGCAGUACAGCUUGUUGACGAGUCGCAUUGGGAUGAUCUUGUUAUAAUCAUAGCAGUGGUCAGUUCAAAGCAGAAGGAAACCAGUAGCACCAGUGGGAUGCGGGACACUGUUGAAACAAGCCCCCUCUUGCAGUACAGGGCCCAGACUGUAGUGCCAGGUCGCAUAUUGAAAAUGGAAGAGGCCAUCAAGAAACGUGAUUUUGAAUCCUUUGCCAGGAUAAUUAGCCUUGUGGAGAAGUGGAACCACUCAGAAGGAACCCCACAGGUUGCCUACACAUUUGAUGCUGGGCCUAACGCUGUCCUAAUAGCACGAAACCGCAAAACGGCCACCCUUCUCCUUCAGAGGCUCUUAUACUGCUUCCCUCCACAAGAAAAUGAUUUGGACAGCUAUAUGGUUGGCGAUAAAUCAAUCCUAAGUGACGCCGGAGUGCAGUCCGUAGCUGACAUCGAGGCCCUUCCACAGCCACCAGAGAUGAAGACACCAAACCAAAAAUUCAAGGGCGACGUUAGCUACUUCAUCUGCAGCAGGCCUGGGGCUGGCCCAAAAGUUCUUACCGACUAG
This is a messenger RNA of Triticum turgidum subsp. durum (durum wheat), 1131 nucleotides long. NCBI's taxonomy places the organism in Eukaryota, Viridiplantae, Streptophyta, Magnoliopsida, Poales, Poaceae. The record is from the annotation of a GenBank genome assembly.